Messenger RNA from Myotis daubentonii (Daubenton's bat), 4238 nucleotides. RefSeq names its product BRF1 general transcription factor IIIB subunit (gene BRF1). Gene Ontology annotation, biological process: DNA-templated transcription initiation; transcription preinitiation complex assembly; transcription by RNA polymerase III. Gene Ontology annotation, cellular component: nucleus; transcription preinitiation complex; transcription factor TFIIIB complex. The record is from RefSeq and is a predicted model, not a curated record. NCBI's taxonomy places the organism in Eukaryota, Metazoa, Chordata, Mammalia, Chiroptera, Vespertilionidae. Gene Ontology annotation, molecular function: TBP-class protein binding; RNA polymerase III general transcription initiation factor activity; RNA polymerase III type 3 promoter sequence-specific DNA binding.
GCUGCGAAUCGGCGGGCGCGGCGGCGGAAGAAGCCUCGCGAGAGUCUGGGCACGGGCGCAGCGGCGGGAGCGGCGGGCCGAGCGGCGGGAGCGGCGGGCCGAGCGGCGGGAGCGGCGGGCCGGGCCCGCGGAGCCGCCGGCAUGACGGGCCGCGUGUGCCGCGGCUGCGGCGGCACCGACAUCGAGCUGGAUGCCGCGCGCGGCGACGCCGUGUGCACCGGCUGCGGCUCGGUGCUCGAGGACAACAUCAUCGUGUCCGAGGUGCAGUUCGUGGAGAACAGCGGCGGCGGCUCGUCGGCCGUGGGCCAGUUCGUGUCGCUGGACGGUGCCGGCAAAGCCCCAUCCCUGGGCGCAGGCUUCCACGUGAACCUGGGGAAGGAGUCGCGAGCCCAGACCCUGCAGAACGGCCGGCGCCAGAUCCACCACCUGGGGAGCCAGCUGCAGCUGAACCAGCACUGCCUGGACACGGCCUUCAACUUCUUCAAGAUGGCCGUGAGCAAGCACCUGACCCGCGGCCGCAAGAUGACCCACGUGAUCGCCGCCUGCCUCUACCUCGUGUGCCGCACGGAGGGCACGCCGCACAUGCUCCUGGACCUCAGCGACCUGCUCCAGGUGAACGUGUACGUGCUGGGGAAGACGUUCCUCCUGCUGGCCAGAGAGCUCUGCAUCAACGCGCCCGCGAUAGACCCCUGCCUGUACAUCCCGCGCUUCGCCCACCUGCUGGAGUUCGGCGAGAAGAACCACGAAGUGUCCAUGACGGCCAUGAGGCUCCUGCAGAGGAUGAAGCGGGACUGGAUGCACACCGGCCGGCGCCCCUCGGGCCUCUGCGGAGCAGCACUUCUGGUCGCAGCCAGGAUGCACGACUUCCGGAGAACCGUCAAAGAGGUCAUCAGCGUGGUCAAGGUGUGCGAGUCCACGCUGAGGAAGAGGCUCACGGAAUUCGAAGACACCCCCACCAGUCAGCUGACCGUGGACGAGUUCAUGAAGAUCGACCUGGAGGAGGAGUGUGACCCCCCGUCGUACACGGCUGGCCAGCGGAAGCUGCGGGCGAAGCAGCUGGAACAAGUCCUGUCGAGAAAACUGGAGGAAGUGGAAGGGGAAAUCUCCAGCUACCAGGACGAAAUCGAGACUGAACUCGAAAACAGCCGGCCCAAGGCCAAGGGGGCACUGGCCAGCCUGGCGAGAGACGGCCCCAUCGAGGACACCACGGCCAGCCUGUUCGGCGAGGAGGACGCCGAGGACGAGGAGCUGGAGGCCGCUGCCAGCCACCUGAACAAGGACUUCUACCGGGAGCUGCUCGGUGGCGGCGUUCCCGGCAGCGCGGAGGCCGCGGGCAGCCCCAGUGGGAGCGGCCAGCCGCCUGCCCUGGAGUCCCUGCUCGGGCCCCUGCCCACCGCGGCCAGCCUGGGCAUCUCAGACUCCAUCCGCGAGUGCAUCUCCUCGCAGAGCCAGGAGCCCAAAGACACUUCUGGGGACGGCGAGCUGGACCUCAGCGGCAUCGACGACCUGGAGAUCGACAGGUACAUCCUGAGCGAGGCGGAAGCCCGCGUGAAGGCCGAGCUGUGGAUGCGGGAGAACGCCGAGUACCUGCGGGAGCAGCGGGAGAAGGAAGCCCGCAUCGCCAAGGAGAAGGAGCUGGGCAUCUACAAGGAGCAGAAGCCCAAGAAGCCGUGCAAGCGCAAGGAGCCGAUCCAGGCCAGCACGGCCGGCGAGGCCAUCGAGAAGAUGCUGGAGCAGAAGCGCAUCUCCAGCAAGAUCAACUACAGCGUGCUCCGCGACCUGGACAGCAAGGGCGGCGCGCAGCGGCCGGACGCGGGGCCCGAGGACAGGGCCGGGGCCAGGAAGCUGCCUCGGAGGAAGAAGCCGGCCGGCAGGAGCGGGGCCGACCCCGGGGCCAGCGUGGGGAAAAGGUUGAGGCCAAUGGUGUCCACACAGGCGGCUAAGAAGGCAGCCGUGGGAGAGACCCUGCCCCCACACCCCCCCGCCCGCGGCUGCGACCCGGGGAGGCCCGCGGCGGUGCUGGUGGAGAGCGGGCCUGUGUCGUACCACCCCGAGGAGGACGCCGAGGAGGAGGACCCGGACCCCGAGGAGGAGGACGGGGAGCCCUGCGUCAGUGCCCUGCAGAUGAUGGGCGGCAGCGAUUACGGCUGUGACGGUGACGACGAUGACGGCUACUGAGCUGAUCGCACGCGCAGCGUCCGUGGUGCAGCCUGGCUUCCGAGGGGCCAGGCCGGUCUCGGGCCCCAAGCCCAGGUGUGAGCGUGGCCUCGCCUGCCCCGCAGCCUCGUGGUCACGAGGGACGUCCCGGCACUUGUGCUGGCGCCAUGUUUUGAGCAAUGCACGGCAUGGGCCUCGCAGCGCGGGCCUGAACGGGCCUGCGUGACUGUCGGACGCGGGUCUCACGGCCCAAGACCCUCUGCAGGGUGACUGUCCUGUUCCCGUGAGGAAACCGAGGCCCAGGAGGCCCAGCGGCUCGUCCGAGGGCGUGGAGGCUGGGCUGGGCUCCAGGACACGGCUCUCAGCUCUCCGUGCUCUCUGUCGCUGGGAAGCACCGUGCUCAGCCCUCGACUCCAGCUGCCGUCCUCGGCUCCCUCCCGCCGCCGGGCCCUGGCCCGCCCAGAGCUGCACCCAGAGUCCAGAGCCAGGAGAGGUGGGCGCUCACAUCUGAGCUGGCAUCGGGCUCGGCAUCCAGAGGGAGGGGAGGCGGGCAGGCAGGGCCCUGAGCCUGGCCGCCCUGCUCUAGAGUUCCCAGGCCCUGACCGGCCCGGAAGGCCAGGCCCCGCCCCCGCCCUCGCCCUGCCCCCCCAGCACUCAGUCUCCUGGGGGGCUGGGCCCCUGCUGGGUGCAGCAAAGGCUGCAAGUUGGGACUCGAGGCCACGUGUCUGCGAGGGCAGGUGGGGCUGGAGGGGAGUGCAGGGCGGGCGGCAUGGCGGGCGCUGAAGCAGAAGUCGAGGUGAGGGAGGAGGGUCUGGUGAGGGACAGCUGCCCGAGGGUGAGAUGAGCACUUGAGCAGGUCCUAGAGCAGGUCCCGCACCCAGGACACGGGGCUGACAGGCGCUGCUGGAGCACCUGCUUGGUGGUGGGCGACCAACGGGGCGAUGGGGCAAGGCCCCAAGCGAGCAGCCAGCGGCUGGCAGGUGCCAGCAGGCUGUGGACAGCCCCCCAGUGCAGGCCACCACUACCACACCCUGCAGGCUGCGUGCUCCUCCGUCCACCCUGUGACCCCAGGUGACCUGCUCCACCAGGCCCAGGGAGGAGGCAGGCGGUGGCCCCAGCACUCACAUGCCAUCUGCACAUCGGCCCGAAGGCCAGGUCCCUCCAGCGGCUGCUCUGAGCGUCCUCCUUGGGGUUGGCACAGGGCACUCCCAUCUCAGCCCUGUUAGGUGGGCUGCAGGGUGGGCACCGCCAGGGCUCGCAGAGGGACGGGGCCUGGGGCCUCCCUGACCCUUGCUGAGCAGAGGCCACUCUAACAUCUCAGGGUCAAGGUCAGAGCAAGCGCUGGAGGUAACUUGGGCUCCUGCCUGGCUCCUGGCAGGUCUCCAUGAGGCCAAGAGGACUGGGGUGUGAGUGACCGCCCAAGGUCACCAGCUGGGCCCACACUCCUGACUGUCCCCAGUCCCAGCAGGCCGCCCGGCCGAUGCUACCAAGACUACGGAGGCCUCCGCGAGGCAAAAGUCCACGAUGGCUCCGCCUCUGGAGCCCUGCCGGCCUGCUGUCAGCCCCGCCACCCGCUGUCCAGCUCCCCAAGACCAGCCGCCCUCACCCUGAGGCCCGGCCAGCAGGCCGCCCCCCUCAGGCCCUCGGCUCCCUGGAGAGGGGCCCACAGGUCGAGUGGCGGUGGGUCAGGGUCAGCUGGGCCUGCAGCCCACUCUGCCGCUGAGGGACUUGGCCCGGGGAGUGGUGUGGAGCGCUCCCCGCCCCCCACCCCCCACCCCCCAGGCUCCAGGGUCCCAGCGGGUCAACUCAGGAACUCACUCUGGCUGUUCAGACCCAGAGGGACAGUUCCCAGGGGUCCGUGCCCGCAGGUCCUGCCUGGCUAACCCAGGAGGUCUUCACGCCUCCGCCCCACGGCCACCUGCCCGCCCCCUGGUGGCCCUCAGCACAGCCUGGAGGCAGGGGCAGGCACUGACCCUCUGCCCAGGCUGUUCCCCACCCGUCUUCCUGUCCCCAAGCCCCAACCCGGUGCCCUGCACCCAAGGACACCCCGUUCCCCGAGUAAUAAAAGCCACAACCUGCAA